AGUACAUUUAAUCCUGAAGGUAAAGUUUAUGGCCCGACCGCAGGGAGGGCCAUAAUUUACCUGAAGGAUUAAAUGUACUUCAGUCGCAAGGUAUAUACGAUACUUUUCGUACUUCCGGUAUGAUUUUAUUAAUUAUUUCAAUAAUUUCAAUCAGUUUUUUCUCUCUUCAACUCAUUUAAUAAACUGUCUUUAAAAUAAGUUACCAUAGUAACAUUGCGUUGUGACAAUUAUAAUUUAGAAACAUUGUCAUUACUAGUGUCAUUGUAAAGAAACAUUGUUAUUGAUAAUUAUUGGUAUCAUGAGUGAAGAAGGUGUAUCUGAUAUUGAUAAAAGAGCAGCCGAAGUAGGUGAAGAAUUGUUACCACCGAAAUCUAGAAAACUAUACGAGCAGCAGUACGAUGCUUUUAAAAAGUGGUGCCGCUUAAAAAAUGUGAGACAACCUACUGAAAAUGCGCUGUUAGUCUACUUCAAUGAUAAAUCAAAAGCGGUUUGUGCCUCAACUCUCUGGGCACAUUACUCAAUGCUGAAAUCGGUUAUUAACAUUAGAGAAGAUAUUGAUAUAAGUAAAUUUCCAAAAUUAUUAGCUUUUUUGAAGAGAAGAAAUGAGGGAUUUAAGCCAAAGAAGUCAAGAAUUCUCACGUCUGAGCAGGUAGAUCAGUUCUUACGGGAGGCUCCGGAUGAUAAAUAUUUAAUGCUUAAGGUUGCACUUAUUUUGGGCGUUGCGGGAGCUUGUCGUGGAAAAGAGUUGGUUGAUUUAGAAAUCGACGAUGUGAGAGAUUUGGGCGAUUCCUUCCUAAUUGCGAUUAGAAACACCAAAAAUAAAAUUGACCGAAAUUUUGUGAUCAAAAAUUCAGAAAACAGUGCCAUCAGUUUUGUGGCGAUAUUUCGAAAAUAUGUGGCAUUGCGAAAGACAGGGAUACCUCAUUCAAAAUUUUUUGUUCAAUACAUCAACAAAGAAUUUACUACGCGAGUAGUAGGAAAAAACAUGUUUGGUACAUUUCCACGGCAAAUAGCAGCUUUCUUGAAAUUAGAAAAUGCGACGUCUUAUACGGGACAUUGUUUUAGACGCACAUCUGCGUCUUUGUUAGCUGAUUCGGGAGCAACAAUAGACGUGCUGAAGAGACAUGGAGGAUGGAAAUCCUCCAACGUGGCCGAGGGAUAUAUUGAAUCGUCUAUUAAAAAUAAACAAAAAAUUUCAGAUAAAAUAUUUGGUCAAGUCGCCGAUUCGUCCACUAUAGUUAUGUCACAGUCCUCAUUCUCGCUUCCUGUUUCCGCAGGAUCUUCGAAACAAACACCAGUUCAAUAUGAAAAGAACCUAUCUGUCACUCGUCAGUUACCUGGUGCAUUAACCCAGGAAAGACUGGUCAAUAUGACGAACUGUCACAAUAUUAAUUUGAAUAUUAACGUUAAUUACCAUUCUAAUUAAUUAUAUUUUUCAAUAAAAUAUCCCUUAAAUUCGUUUGUUUGUGAUUCAAUCGUUCCGGGAGUUUCGUCAAUAUUUAAUCCCGGAGGGAUUUCAUUGAACAAAUUAGCUGUACGGUUACCGCACUCAUCAUUCUUAAAAAAAAAUUGUUAUUAUUUCAACUCUUUCCGCGAUCGUAUACACCAUUAUUGAGGAAAGAAUUCAGCAGCUUUAAUCAAGUAAUUCACUCCAAUGUCGUUCAAUCAACGAUCUGUUUGACACUGACGUCCACACUUGCGAUUUGGCGAAAAAAAUUACCUUAUACAUGUUUUUGUUGUACGUGCAUUUGAGUCGAAUUCGAGAAAACGUCUUUUUAUCGAUUCUCACGAAACCUUAACAUUUUUUCGAUCAAGUAAUCGAGGAUGAAAUAAAAAUUUGAAACGGACUUGCAUGCUAUUUGUUGGUAAACAGUUAGAUCAUUUCAUUCCUUGACAAUGAUAAUUAUCUUUAAACAGUUGCAAUGUUAGAUCUUAUUUUUAUUGAGUGAAUAAAAAGUUAUUUCCCAACUUCAAGUUCCUCUAUCUCGAAAACGAAUCGAUAGAAUUUAUUUA
Molecule: messenger RNA, 2013 nt
Organism: Harmonia axyridis
Lineage: Eukaryota; Metazoa; Arthropoda; Insecta; Coleoptera; Coccinellidae
Exons: 2
Coding region: 299-1426 (375 amino acids)
Biological process (GO): DNA recombination; DNA integration
Molecular function (GO): DNA binding
Source: RefSeq, a predicted model, not a curated record